AAACCGGCCACAGCAACCGAGCGUCGGUCCGGAAUUUCCUACCGGAGACUCAACCUCACACAACGGCCAUCCCCGAAGUGGGCGGAGCCGCGCGUCAAUACAGAGCGACAGUAUGCCCCGCCCACUACGGGGCAAGCCGCUGAGUUACUGCAGUAUUUACAUCUUCAUGGAGCUCUAGUCCCAUGACUACAGGAUGAAAAUCUUACUGGCUUCUGAGAAGUAAAUCCAAUACAGCUGAUGAUCAGGCAAGAAUAAAAAAGAACCAGGCCGAGAACCAUGGUAAAACCCCAAAACUGGGGACAUGAUAGCUUUUUUUUCUAGCUGGUGAAACCUUAACUCCUUGGCAUAACCUCCCUGUGCCAGGCAAGAAGUGUUCUGUAUCUCUCCAGUACUUUCUUUGAAGGCGGAGGUCAUAAACACCCUGGGAUUUAAAGCUCAGCUGGAGUUUUCCCCCCCAAGAUCCCACCUCUUUUUGUCAGAGGGACUGCCAAAUAAACACUGAAGGAGUGAGAGCAGAUUUUCAGUGUCCCCAAGAAGUGUUCUGCGGACCAGCUGUAGCCUCUACCCAUGCAUGUUUAAUAGAGGAGAUCAAGCCCUUCCACUGUUCCCAGGCACUCAGUAGACCUGCCCUCUGCUGGGGAGCUCUCCACAUCCAUCAGCUGCUCCUGGAGAACUCCACAGUACUCAGGAAGAUGCCUAAAAGGAAAAUAUUGCUGCUUCUAUUGCAGGUGUUGCUGGAAUUAUACUGGGGAUGUGAAGCGCAGACAAAUUACCAAGCCCUUGAUCUCCUGUCGCCUUCAGUCCAGAGACAGAUCACCCAGUACCUUCAGCAGGCACUCAAUAAUCCCUCCAUGAAUGAAGUGUAUAUACUGUCCACAUUUAAGCUGCAGCCUAAAUCCACAGCCUCUCUAUUCGGUCUUUACUCCACAAAAGACAACAGCCGCUUCUUUGAAUUCACAGUGAUGGGACGACUAAAUAAAGCCUCCCUUCGAUACCUCAAGAGUGAUGGCAAAAUUAACUCUGUCAUCUUCAGCAACAUAGAACUAGCAGAUGGGAAACAGCACUCAAUCCUCCUACACCUCAGUGGUCUACACCGAGGGCCCAGCACUGCUGAACUUUACAUGGACUGUGACCAAGUGGAUGCUGUCAAAGACCUGCCCCGACCGCUCUCAGGAGUCACCCUAAACACAGGAUCUGUGCAGCUGAAGACACUUCACAAAAAACCACAGGAUUCUAUGGAUGAACUGAAGCUGGUAAUGGGUGGAUCCCUGACACAAGUGGCAUCAAUACAAGACUGCUUCAUGCAACAGAGUGAACCAGGACAAUAUGCAGGUGACGUCAGCCGACAGCUCUUGGGUCAAAUCUCACAGCUCAACCAACUACUUGGAGAACUCAGGGAUGUUAUGAGACAACAGGUGAAAGAAACCAUGUUUUUAAGGAACACUGUCUCAGAAUGCCAGGCUUGUGGAUUAACACCCGACUAUCCAUAUCCAACACUAGCUCCCAAUCCACCAAAACCAACAGCCCCCCCAAAGCCUCGAUGUGGAGCAACGUCAUGUUUCCGGGGUGUGAAAUGCACUGAGACAGCAAACGGGUUUCAGUGUGGACCUUGUCCUGAAGGUUACACUGGCAAUGGAGUCAUAUGUACUGAUAUAGAUGAGUGUCGAUUGAACCCUUGUUUCCCCGGAGUUCGAUGUAUAAACAGCAUACCAGGGUUCAGGUGUGAGGCCUGCCCCCCUGGAUACACAGGGCCAGUGGUACAAGGUGUUGGCACUAUUUAUGCCAAGCAAAAUAAACAGAUUUGCCUGGAUGUCAAUGAGUGUGAAAAUGGAAGAAAUGGUGGAUGUGUCACUAACUCUCUUUGCAUUAACACCAUGGGUUCUUACCGCUGUGGACCUUGUAAAGAAGGCUAUGUUGGUGAUCAAAGCAAAGGCUGUAAAGUAGAAAGGAAAACCUGCUGGAACAGAGGGCAGUACCCCUGUCAUGCCAACGCACAGUGUAUCGAGGAGAAGGAUGGCGACAUAACCUGUAUUUGCUCUGUUGGCUGGGCUGGCGAUGGAUAUGUCUGCGGUAAAGACACUGAUAUUGAUGGAUAUCCUGACCAAGCUCUUCAGUGCAGCGAUGCCAAAUGCAAGAAGGACAAUUGCAUGUACGUUCCUAACUCCGGGCAGGAAGACACUGACAAGGAUGGUGCAGGAAAUGCCUGUGAUGAUGACGCAGAUGGAGACGGUAUUAUGAACGAACAGGAUAACUGUGUACUGGUGGCCAAUAUUAACCAGAAAAACAGCGAUCAAGACAUAUUUGGGGACGCCUGUGACAAUUGCCGAUUCAAACUGAACAAUGACCAGAGAGACACAGACAAUGACGGGGAUGGUGACGCCUGCGAUGACGAUAUGGAUGGGGAUGGUAUCAAGAAUUUCCUGGACAACUGUCAGCGUGUUCCUAACAUCGACCAGAAGGACAGGGAUGGAGAUGGUGUUGGUGACGCUUGCGACAGCUGUCCUGAUGUCAUCAAUCCAAAUCAGUCAGACAUUGAUAAUGACUUGGUGGGAGAUUCCUGUGACACCAACCAAGACAGUGAUGGAGAUGGCUACCAGGACAGCUCAGACAAUUGCCCCACAGUCAUUAACAGCUCUCAGCUGGACACAGACAAGGACGGCCUAGGAGAUGAGUGCGAUGAUGAUGAUGAUAAUGAUGGAAUACCUGAUCUUAUCCCUCCAGGACCUGACAACUGCAGACUGGUCCCCAACCCAGGGCAAGAAGAUGACAACAAUGAUGGAGUUGGAGAUAUCUGUGAGUCUGACUUUGACCAGGACACAGUCAUUGACCGUAUUGAUGUCUGCCCACAAAAUGCUGAGAUCACCCUGACAGACUUUAGAGCCUAUCAGACUGUUGUUCUUGACCCUGAAGGCGAUGCCCAAAUUGAUCCCAAUUGGAUUGUUCUGAACCAGGGAAUGGAGAUUGUACAAACAAUGAACAGUGACCCAGGACUUGCCGUAGGCUAUACUGCCUUUAAUGGAGUUGACUUUGAAGGCACCUUCCACGUGAACACAGUGACAGAUGAUGAUUAUGCCGGCUUCAUAUUUGGCUAUCAGGACAGUUCUAGUUUCUAUGUGGUUAUGUGGAAGCAAACGGAGCAGACAUACUGGCAGGCCACACCUUUCCGAGCUGUUGCAGAACCUGGCAUUCAGCUCAAGGCAGUCAAAUCCAAGACAGGGCCUGGAGAACAUCUUCGAAACUCAUUGUGGCAUACUGGGGACACCAAUGACCAAGUAAGGCUGUUGUGGAAAGACCCCAGAAAUGUAGGAUGGAAAGACAAGGUGUCAUAUCGCUGGUUCCUGCAGCACAGACCUCAAGUUGGAUAUAUCAGGGCAAGGUUCUAUGAAGGUAGUGAGCUGGUAGCAGAUUCGGGAGUCACUGUGGAUACCACAAUGCGUGGUGGAAGACUUGGAGUAUUCUGCUUCUCACAGGAAAACAUUAUCUGGUCCAAUCUGAAGUAUCGGUGUAACGACACAAUCCCUGAGGACUUUCAAGCUUUUCAAGCUCAGCAGUUUGCAAGUUAAAGGAGCAGAGCACCACGGAAGAAGUUUAUUUGUUGUUUUGCUGUAAUCGCAUUUUUAUUUGUUGAUAAGGAAAUGAUCUCUGAUGUAACAAAGUUCUUUUUAUACCGCUGUACAUGAAUGUAUGUGAAAUGAAACAGAUACAAUAAAAAAGGUUUAAAAUUAGGUCAGACUGUCAGAUGUCCCAAAGGCACAAUUUAGGAUGUGUUGGCACUCCACGGUAAGAAGUGUGCAACUUGGUUAUAAUACCCAGUAGCAGUGUAAGAUAAGAGAUGCCUGGGUCUAGAGCAAGGUCUGUUGGCACCUCUGUUCUAGAAUCCCAUAGUAGGUUGUGGCCAAUGUGGUGGAGAUUGGGUGUUUGGUGGGAAAGAGACCUUUGAAAAGAACAGUUUACUGCUCUAAAUGUUAGAAGAAGUUCCCUCUCCUUUACUUUGUGUGACUUAAAGGGGUACUCCACUGCUCUAGCGUUCGGAACAUUUUGUUCCAAACGCUGGGUGCAGGUGUCGUGAUGUCACGGCCAUGCCCAUCAUGCCAUCACACCACACCCCCUCAAUGCAAGUCUAUGGGAGGGGGCGUGGUGGCAGCUGCCACGCCCAUUCCCAAAGGCUUGCAUUGAGGGGGCUUAGCAUGAUGUCAUGACCCCCGCACCCGGCAUUCAUAACAAAAUGUUCCGGACGCUGAGGCAGUGUCAAGGGCUAUAUGCUGCCCUAUUUAAAGGGUUUAUCCAACAUAAGGUGACUUUAGUAAUUGGAGAUUUUCCUAGUCCUAAUGACGUAAAAUUGGGAUUUUAUUAAAGACAGGAGGCGAGCAUUUUUUGCAUACUCUCUCUUUACUGCUCAAUAAUGUUAGCAAA
Molecule: messenger RNA, 4413 nt
Organism: Hyla sarda
Lineage: Eukaryota; Metazoa; Chordata; Amphibia; Anura; Hylidae
Gene: THBS4
Product: thrombospondin 4
Exons: 24
Coding region: 693-3563 (956 amino acids)
Biological process (GO): cell adhesion
Cellular component (GO): extracellular region
Molecular function (GO): calcium ion binding
Source: RefSeq, a predicted model, not a curated record